AUGAAAAUAGUCAGCAUCGUGGGCAGUCUGCGGCAGGACUCGUGGAACCACAAGCUUACCCGGGUGGCCAUUGAUAUCCUCAAGGGCAAGGGGAUUAAGGUGGAAGAGGCCAGCCUGGCAGGUCUCACCCUGUUCAACGGAGACCUUGACGACGGCACCUUCCCCGGGCCGGUGGCUGCCCUGCGGGACGCCAUGCACUCAGCAGACGGGCUGUUGGUUGCCGCCCCUGAGUACAACCACUCCAUUCCCGCUGUACUGAAGAACGCCAUCGAGUGGACCUGUCGGCCGCCCAACUGCUGGACCAACAAGGUCGUCUUUGCCAUGGGCACCACCCCUGGCCGGUCGGGCGGCAUACGGAUGCACCUGCACUUGUCCGACUGCCUCCAGUGCGAGGGAGCGUAG
Molecule: messenger RNA, 402 nt
Organism: Geodia barretti
Lineage: Eukaryota; Metazoa; Porifera; Demospongiae; Tetractinellida; Geodiidae
Source: the annotation of a GenBank genome assembly